This is a messenger RNA of Danio rerio (zebrafish), 674 nucleotides long. Lineage: Eukaryota; Metazoa; Chordata; Actinopteri; Cypriniformes; Danionidae. The record is from RefSeq and is a predicted model, not a curated record.
AGUUUUGCCUCUAAAAACAUGAAAGACCUGCGACACCACAUGAUGACACACACCAACGAGAAGCCUUACUCCUGCCAGGUGUGCGGCCAAAGGUUCAACCGUAACGGACAUCUGAAGUUCCACAUGGAGAGGCUUCACACUCAGGAGCCGUCUCCCCGUAAAGCUCGCUCCAUCCCCUCACAGCAGACCAUCAUCAUCAACAGCGAUGAAGAAGCUUUAGCCACACUGCAGAAUUUGCAGGCGGGUCAAACGGUCAUCAGCCCAGAGAGGUUACAGCAAGCGUUGGGUCAGGAACACAUCAUUGUGGCUCUGGAUCAAAGUCUUUCUGACCAGGAGGAGGCGGCAUAUAUUCAGCAGAUCACAACAGUAGAUGGACAGACCGUACAGCACUUAAUGACCGGAGACAACCAGGUCACUGAGGUCCAGUAUAUCAUCUCUCAGGAUGGAGUUCAGCAUUUGCUCCCAAGAGAGUAUGUGCUGGUAUCAUGGGAAACACAUUCAGAUGGGGGACUGGCAAAUCACUCACAUUCAGUAUGAACAUGAUGGGAUGUUUCUACAGGAACAACAGCAAAGGUGUCAACUGGCUACUCCAGCAUGAACCAGUCGUGGUAAGGCAUCUGUCCUAGAAGAAUUCUGUGCUCUGGAAUCUGCUGCAGACAAGCCCACAUCAGAUC